ACAAUUAAUUUCCCAAUUAUUAAUUAUUUUAUAUCUAAUAAGCAAACCAUCACCUCACGCCUACAUUGCGCAUGCGCCGGUUUUGUCAGUCAGCUAGCAAUGGCCAUAUUUAUACUAGCGUUUUGUUAACAAGUGCGUUUAUACUGUCUAAUUUUUUCUUAUGUAAAUCAAAAAAAUAUUGAAAACUCCAACAAACUUCAACAAUACUUCAACAAAAAAAUGUCAGUGAAGACGGCCAAUUAGUCGUUAAAGUAUGAUUAGCGCGGUUUUAAUAAAUUCGGUUAUUUUUAAUGAUAUUGAAUAUUAUCUCAAUUACUAAGAUUUAAUAUAAUUCAUUUCAACGAUUUUUUAUUUUAAUUAAUUUUAAAAUAAACACGUGUCAACAGUCAUUACCACAGAGAAUUCAUUAUUAAAUGGAACAUCAAUCAGAAAUGGGUGUUUACGGCGAUACUCCUAACGUGCAAAACAGUGGAAACUAUAUUACAAUAAUACCUGUGGACUAUACACGUAGAGGAUAUCAGAUGCAAGCAGAAUAUCAAUAUAACGAGUUUCGAUCCCGCGAAGAAUAUUACAGCGUUCAAAGUCAAAAGUUACAGGCCGAGGUUAACGCGCAUUUGUAUUCAGUUUCGCAAAGGUUGCCCCACCUCUCGUACAGUCCGCUGGGGCGGCAUAAUGAGUGGGACAAACACGAUCCCCACAAGCCCCUCCAGUCCGAAUCGAAGGAGAGCAACAGCUCCGACUCCCUCGAAAAAAGCGUCAUGGGAUCCAAUCUGAGUAGCUGUUCUAAUCAAACCGGAUCCAGCAGUAUAGCAGCCGGCUCCUUCAGCACAACAGAACCUAUUACCAGUGGAGGGAGUUCGUCUAGUGCUAUAUCCCCACCAUUACCAGGAUCCUCGGGUAGCACAGCCUCUUCAUCGACGGUAACAUCGAACCCCGUCACUUGCAUCUACCUCAUGUCUCGUACCGCGAUCAUGAUGGAGAUGAGCUCGGAAGAAGUACCGGCCAAUGUGACAACAGCACGAUUCCUUAAUGCGGUUCUGGCCACUGAAGAGUUAGGGUUGUCGCAGCCUUCGACCAGAAGCGUGGCGGCUAACGUUUUUGCGUUGUGGAUGUGCAGUCCACUGUUGGAAAUCCAAUUGAAGCCUCAUCACAGUCCAUGGAAAAUCUGGGCAAACUGGCAGAAACUACUGUUGCGUUACGGACAUGGGUCAGAAUCGAAGCGACGUCGAGAUCAGCCAGUCUUGAGAUUACAGAGAAACGUUUUCUUUCCCAAACACAUCGAAGAAGGAAUCAAAGAUUCCCGUAUACAAGAAUUGUUAUAUGAAGAAGCACGUCACAACGUGGUCACAGGGAGGUAUCCUUUAGAGAGUGCUCAAGCUGUUAUGCUUGGAGGGCUGCAAGCUAGGAUACAACUUGGCCCCUACGAUCCGCACCGACAUACAGCUAAAUUUUUUAGGGAGCAUCAAGACAAAUAUUUGCCGAAACAUGCGCGUUCAGGGCGUUGGGCCCAACUACUGCCAGCCGGCAGGAAGGGCAGCCCCGAAGCCAAACUAUUAGAACAAGCGCAGAGACCUCCUGCCGCUCCACCGAGGAAGCUACGACAUAAAUACUUGGCUCACACCAGAACUCUCCCUACUUAUGGGGCCGCCUUCUUCCAAGGGCAAAUCGAACAGCCAGUCCGGAGUUUGACCAGUCUAUUGACUCACGAAGAUAUUCCGGUCUUGGUGGCCGUCAACUCCAAUGGGGUUUACGUGAUCGAUGACACUGAAAGCACAGUUCUACUUGGUUUGCUGUAUGAAGAGCUGUCAUGGGACAUCGGCCUACCUUCCGAGGAGCACGAAGAGAGUCUACCGUGUCUAUUCUUGCAGUUCAUGGUUGUCGAAAACGGUUUAAGAGUCUCCAAAAUAUUGCAGGUAUUCUCGAGACAAGCUAGCAUGAUGGAUACGUUGAUAGAGCACUUCGCUGGGGAAUACAGAAAGAGGCUUGGACAGGAGACGCCAAGUGAUCACGCCAAUUACGACUACCAUUCAGAUUCCGGUAGUAUAUCCCUGCCUCCGUUAUCAAGGCCAGAUUCUCCCCAACGUAGAUUGGCCAACAAGUUGUCUAGGUUGGCGUUGGCCACGCACGACGGACGCGGCAACCUGCUGGGCGGAGCUGGAGAUUGGGGCGCGGACUUAGACCAUCAACGGCCGUCUUGGAUAUUACCCAAACACUAAAAUUAUGUAUAGAGACUUUUGCAAUUAUUGGACUUCUUUGUGAUUAUCUAGUCAGAAUGUGUUCGUCACUUUUGUUGUCUUUUAAUUUUGCCUAUCUAUUCACCAGUAGCGUCAUAGGGCUAUUCUAGCUUCGCAUUGGUUGGUGGGCGAUCUCACAGGGCUUAGCCUGAAAGAGUUUGCCAACGUCUGCCCUAGCAAGAGCAGUGCUUCGCUGAAUCUGCCACCAGAAUCGCGAUCCGCUGAAGAUAUCCAGCGACAAACUCAGCGACUCAGUGGUGCUAUUAGACUAGACUGAAAUACUAAAUCAAAUUGUUACAAAAAAAAGCCUAAAUCCAGUAUGACAAUUUUUUGCGAAUGAUCGCGCGAUGAGUAGGAAGUCGUGGGACGGCAACCGGCCUAAUUUACCGUCUAUACUGAGCCACCAGCACAGAUAAUACACUUAAUAUUAAUUAAUGGCACCGGCAUACACUAACACAAAAAAAACCUUUAUCUGCGGGACGGGGCAAGUAUAACAUUCAACUAUUAUGCGAAAGAGUUACAGCUUCAGUGAAGCACUGCUUUUGUUAGCUGUUGUUAGCUUGUGAAGCUAGAAUAACCCCUCUGGGUUACUAGUAUAGGUAGGCCAAAAACAUACUAAGUACUUAUAACACAUGUAGUGUGCGAAAGGGACAAUGCUCUACAAAGCCGAAAUUAGCCGAAUGUCUCUUUCUAGAGGUCGAUGUGCAUUAUUUCUUGCCCAGUGUCUAUAUUAUAGUAUACGGGCAUCGUUGCAUAAGUAAAUGGCGCGAAUUUUAAUUCACAUGUGAUUAAAUGUUACUGUUUUUAUGUGUUUAUUUUAUGUCAUAUAGUGUAAAUAUGUUUAUUUUAGUUUAGUACCUAAAUAGUUUUAGUCGUAUCCUUUUAGAACAGAUAGAGAAAUAGAGUAAAUUGAACAGUCACGCUCUGGAAUUGGGCGCGAAAACAAUUUGAACUGAGAAAUAAUGGUAAAUGGUAGGCAGCGGCUUGGCUCUGCCCUUGGCAUUGCUGACGUCCAUGAGCGACGGUGACCACUUACCAUCAGGUGGGCCGUAUGCUCGUCUGCCUACUAUGGCAAAAAAAUAAAUAAAAAAAUAAAAACAUCGUAUUAAAUUUUUAAGCGAACGCACAUGAAAAUAUACUUGUGGGAAGUCAAUGUCUGUAGAAAUAAAUUUUGAGUUGGUCUGUUUGCAUAAUAAAGCAAAUUUUUUGGAA
Molecule: messenger RNA, 3446 nt
Organism: Bombyx mori (domestic silkworm)
Lineage: Eukaryota; Metazoa; Arthropoda; Insecta; Lepidoptera; Bombycidae
Gene: Bili
Product: putative FERM domain-containing protein FRMD8P1
Exons: 12
Coding region: 414-2216 (600 amino acids)
Biological process (GO): negative regulation of canonical Wnt signaling pathway
Cellular component (GO): cytoskeleton; plasma membrane
Source: RefSeq, a predicted model, not a curated record